Messenger RNA from Nannizzia gypsea CBS 118893, 1653 nucleotides. RefSeq names its product cactin. Gene Ontology annotation, molecular function: protein binding. The record is from RefSeq and is a predicted model, not a curated record. Gene Ontology annotation, cellular component: spliceosomal complex; cytoplasm. Bases 1 to 1653 code for a protein of 550 amino acids. Gene Ontology annotation, biological process: mRNA cis splicing, via spliceosome. The transcript has 5 exons. NCBI's taxonomy places the organism in Eukaryota, Fungi, Ascomycota, Eurotiomycetes, Onygenales, Arthrodermataceae.
AUGUCCUCGAAUUAUAGAGAUCGGUACGGCAGUAAGAGGCCUAGGUCUCGCUCACCAGCUCCAUAUGCACCCCCCGAUAAACAGCGACAUGUCGAUAACCGGUAUUCAUCUGCCACUCGGAGUAGGGAUCAAGGGAGUGCAAAUCGAGGUGCUUGGAACAUGAAAGAGCAAACUCGACUUAAUCAACUACAAGAAGAUGAAAAAAUGCGUGAAUGGGUUGCCCAGGAAGACACGUUUGUGCUCAGGCAGGCGAAGAAGAAGGCUGAAUUACGAGUGAAAGAUGGACGCGCCAAACCUAUCGACUGGCUCACGAUUACUCUUCGUGUCAUUGACCCGACUCGGAACCCUUUAGACGAUGAAAUUGCGGACUCAGAACUAGAUUUAGUGGAGCCCGAGGGAGUUUUUGAAGGGUUAUCAAAUGCACAGCUGCUAAGCCUUGAGAAGGACAUUGAUACUUUUUUAUCUCUUGAAACUAGUGCCGAUAAUCGUGAUUACUGGAAGACUAUGAAAGUGAUCUGUCAGGACCAAAUCCGAAAGGCGGAAUCUUCUGCGCCAGAAAAGCGUGCAGUUACUUCGGUCGCUGCUGAUAUCGAUAGACUACUUAGCCCAAAGACAUAUGACGAGCUCCUUACACUAGAAAAGCAAAUACGCCGGAAGUUAGAUUCUAACGAGCCGGUUGACACCGAUUAUUGGGAACAACUCCUAAAGAGCCUUUCGGUAUGGAAAGCGCGUGCGAAAUUGAAGCGAGUUUAUAGUGCCGUUAUUAAAAACCGCGUCGAUGAGCUGCGGAAGCAACAGCAGGAAGAGGCUGAGAGUGUUCGGAAAAAGCUCGCGCCUCUAGCCCCAUGUAAGAAUGUUGGAUCGUCGCAGCAAGAGCUUGAACAGGUGGCACUACUCGAUCCCGAACCUCUUCUUCAACUCCGGAGCCAAGACAAGAAUUUAGAGGUUAUGGAUGAGGAAGAGUUGCUAAGCCAUAUAGCCCAAGAAAGGAUGAAAAUAAUGAAAAUGGGAUUUGUCCCGUUGCGCAAUCGCCCGACUGAGAAACAAGUUGCUGCAUCCAUGGUUACAUCGGAAUCUUCCACUAUCACGUCUUCUGCCCCACGCUUUCUCCCAACGACGAACGAUGAUUUCUCCCAGGCCACAAAAGCCUUGUAUGAAAGAGAGGUGGCACGGGGCAUUAGUGAAAACGAGGAGAUAUUUGCCGGAGAAGAGACCAUCAGCACAUCUAAACCAGCUUGGGCGAAUAAGUACAGACCGCGCAAGCCACGAUACUUCAACCGUGUGCAGAUGGGAUAUGAAUGGAACAAAUACAACCAAACCCACUAUGACUACGAUGAUCCUCCUCCAAAGGUUGUGCAGGGGUACAAAUUCAACAUCUUCUAUCCGGAUCUUAUUGAUAAGGCAAAAGCUCCAACCUAUCGCAUCGAAAGAGAGCAUGGCAGGAAAAGAGGGCAAUCUUUUGCACCUGCCGGGGAGGAAGACACAUGUCUGCUUCGCUUCAUUGCCGGCCCACCUUACGAAGAUUUGGCCUUCCGUAUUGUAGACAAGGAAUGGGACUACAGUGCAAAGCGAGAACGGGGGUUUAGGAGCACGUUUGACAAAGGUAUCUUGCAGCUUCAUUUCCAAUUUAAGAAGAUAUACUAUCGUAAGUGA